Anisakis simplex (herring worm) is the source of this 1461-nucleotide messenger RNA. The record is from the annotation of a GenBank genome assembly. Lineage: Eukaryota; Metazoa; Nematoda; Chromadorea; Rhabditida; Anisakidae.
AUGAAUAGCAACGAAUCGGUUAACGAUAGCGGAUCUGGUUCUGACGAUGAUGCGGAUUACUACCUUGAUGACUAUUACAACGGUACAGAGUAUGACGUUGGUGAAAGCUGUGAUAUAGAAACAGCACCAGAAAAUGAUGAUCCCGAAUAUAUCGAAUAUAACUGCCUCACAGUCCCUCAGGUUGAACGUCUACUUAAUGAAACGAUAGAACGGGUCGCUGGUUUGUUAAAUAUAUCCCAAUCAAUAUCAAAACUUUUGUUGUAUAUGCACAAAUGGAACGAAGCCGCAUUGGUGGAUCAGUACAAAAGCAAUCCGAAGAAAACUCUCACAGAGUGUAAAAUCUGUUCGAUAAGUAACGGUGGUGGGCUUAAAAAGGAGAACUGUGCACGUUGUGGAGUGUGUGCCCGUUGGAGGAGAGACUGCGGGAAGAUGUCCGCGUUGCAUUGCGGUCAUGAAUUUUGUGUUGCCUGUUGGCAGGCCUAUACGGAAACGCAGUUGUCGAACGCCGUUUCGAUUAGAAUGGGCUGUAUGGCAAGUGAGUGUGCGUUACUGUGUCCCGAGGAUUUCGUCAUGGAAGUGCUCUCGGACCGAAACGAUCUACGUGCCAAAUACAAAGAGUUUGUGUUUCGAGAUCUGGUCACCUCACAUCCCGAACUUCGCUUCUGUCCGGGUCGUGAUUGUCAAAUGAUUGUCAUGGCCAAAUCGCAAAAAGCCAAAAGGGUCACUUGUGUCAAAUGUCGAACGUCUUUUUGUGUUUUGUGUGGAAACGAUUAUCAUGCUCCAACAUCGUGCGAAACAAUACGAAUGUGGCUUAUCAAAUGUGCCGACGAUAGUGAGACUGCCAAUUAUAUUAGUGCCCACACGAAGGAUUGUCCGAAUUGUCAUUCGUGUAUUGAAAAAAACGGUGGAUGUAAUCAUAUGCAGUGUGCGAAGUGUAAACAUCAUUUUUGUUGGAUGUGUUUCGGAGAUUGGAAAACGCACGGUAGUGAAUAUUAUGAGUGUAGUCGUUAUAAGGAGAAUCCAUCAGUGGCGCAAGAAGCGAAUCAUGUGAAGGCGCGACGUGCACUCGAAAAAUACCUUCAUUAUUAUGAGCGUUACGAGAACCAUCAUAAAUCACUGAAGCUGGAAGAGGAGCUGAGAAAUAGUAUAAUGCGUAAAAUUGAUGAGAAGGUGAACGGACAUGAGGGCACGUGGAUUGAUUGGCAACAUCUGCAUCGUGCUGCGACCUUACUGACGAAAUGCAGAUACACACUUCAGUAUACAUAUCCGUACGCGUAUUAUAUGGAGAAUGGACCGAGGAAACAGUUGUUCGAAUAUCAACAAGCGCAACUGGAGAAAGAGAUUGAGGAAUUGUCGUGGAAGGUGGAACGGGCCGAGAGUACGGAACGCGGCGAUUUGGAGAGUCAAAUGCAUGUGGCCGAAUGUAAGAGGAGGACACUGCUGCAAGAUUUUUUUGACUGA